Aureobasidium vineae is the source of this 564-nucleotide messenger RNA. Lineage: Eukaryota; Fungi; Ascomycota; Dothideomycetes; Dothideales; Saccotheciaceae. The record is from the annotation of a GenBank genome assembly.
AUGGCCAACUGGCACGACUUACGAAUUCAACAAUACGAGCAAUCGAUCAUUGUGAAAGGCAACCCGGCGCUGGCACUGGGUCCUCUAUCUCGAGGUUUCAAUGCUGUUUUGUUCUGGACAAUCCUGUAUUUUUACAAUGUCGACUCGGUCACUAUGCUCUUCUGGGCAAUCGCACUGGUGUUCAGCGUUUGGAACAUCCGACCGAGAUGGCUUCAACGAUGGCAAGGCGUCAUCAGCUGGAUUUCCAAGAUACUGGCGGUAGUGCUGCCUGCCAUGUUUUCAGCACUGCGAAAAGGCUUUCAAGUCAAUGCUGGUUUCGUUGGUACCUUGAUCUUGAUGAAUUUACUGAUGCUUGUGAGUUUCGCGUUCGGCGCAAUCUGUGUCAUCCUCAUCCUUUUCAAGUAUCUGCGAGCCAAGAUGGGAUUUGAUAGUUAUGCAUCUGCAUCAGCAUCGAAGUCAUACGCAAUCGACAGUGUGGCGGCAGUUGAGAGCACAACCAGUCGAGUGGGACGCUCAGCGCCCAAGGGAGUCAGAGCGCGAGUAAAGAUCUACUCUUACCGUUAA